Molecule: messenger RNA, 5545 nt
Organism: Leptonychotes weddellii (Weddell seal)
Lineage: Eukaryota; Metazoa; Chordata; Mammalia; Carnivora; Phocidae
Source: RefSeq, a predicted model, not a curated record
AUGAAGAUCAACAACUUCUAUGCUGCAGUGGAAGGUGGCUCACUCGAUUUGGAGCAGUAUUGCUCCUUCCUCCUCCUCAACACCUCCGCGAACUCCAAGCACACCAUCCUGAGCCCAUGGAUGAGGAGCAGCAGUGAACACUGCAGGCUGGCUGUGUCCGUGCACAGGCAUCUGCAGCCUUCUGGGAGGUAUGUCGCCCAGCUGCUGCCCCACAACGAGCCUGGAAGAGAGAUCCUCCUGGUACCCACUCCGGGAAAGCAUGGAUGGACGGUGCUUCAGGGAAGAAUUGGGCGCCCAGAGAAUCCCUUCCGAGUGGCCCUGGAAUAUAUCUCAAGUGGAAACCGAAGUUUGUCUGCAGUGGACUUCUUUGCCCUGAAGAACUGCAGUGAAGGAACAUCCCCGGGCUCCAAGAUGGCCUUGCAGAGUUCCUUCACCUGCUGGAACGGGACCGUCCUCCAGCUCGGGCAGGCCUGCGACUUCCACCAGGACUGUGCCCAGGGAGAAGAUGAGGACCAGCUGUGCAGUAAACUCCCUGCUGGUUUUUACUGCAACUUCGAGGAUGGCUUCUGUGGCUGGACUCAGGGCACACUCGCACCCCACAACCCCCGGUGGCAGGUCAGGACCCUGAAGGAUGCCCGGGGCCAGGACCACCGAGGCCACGCCCUGUUGCUCAGCACCACUGACGUCCCUACUUCUGAAAGUGCUACAGUGACCAGCGCUACGUUUCCCGCCCCGAUGAAGAACUCUCCAUUUCAUUGGCUGUUCACCACGUGCGGGGCCAGUGGGCCCCAUGGCCCCACACAGGCGCAGUGUAACAAUGCCUACCGGAAUACCAACCUGAGCGUGGUGGUGGGGAGCGAGGGCCCCCUGAAAGGCAUCCAGACCUGGAAGGUGCCAGCCACCGACACCUACAGCAUCUCGGGCUACGGAGCUGCUGGUGGGAAAGGCGGGAAGAAUACCAUGAUGCGGUCCCAUGGCGUGUCUGUGCUGGGCAUCUUCAACCUGGAGAAGGGCGACACACUGUAUAUCCUGGUUGGACAACAGGGGGAAGACGCCUGCCCCAGCACGAACCGAUUAAUCCAGAAAGUCUGCAUUGGAGAGAACAACGUGAUAGAAGAAGAAAUCCGCGUGAACAGAAGUGUGCAUGAGUGGGCAGGAGGGGGUGGAGGAGGAGGUGGAGCCACCUACGUGUUCAAGAUGAAGGACGGCGUGCCCAUGCCCCUGAUCAUUGCAGCUGGCGGUGGUGGCAGGGCCUACGGGGCCAAGACAGACACGUUCCACCCAGAGAGACUGGAGAAUAACUCCUCGGUUCUGGGGCUGAAUGGCAACUCCGGAGCCGCAGGUGGCGGAGGUGGCUGGAAUGAUAACACUUCCUUGCUCUGGUCUGGAAAAUCUUUGCUGGAGGGUGCCACCGGAGGACAUUCCUGCCCCCAGGCCAUGAAGAAGUGGGGGUGGGAGACAAGAGGGGGUUUCGGAGGGGGUGGAGGGGGGUGCUCCUCAGGUGGAGGAGGCGGAGGAUAUAUAGGCGGCAACGCGGCCUCAGACAAUGACCCCGAGAUGGACGGGGAGGACGGGGUUUCCUUCAUCAGUCCGCUGGGCAUCCUGUAUACCCCCGCUCUAAAAGUGAUGGAGGGCCACGGGGAAGUGAAUAUUAAGCAUUAUCUAAACUGCAGCCACUGUGAGGGAGACGAGUGCCACAUGGACCCCGAGAGCCACAAGGUCAUCUGCUUCUGUGACCACGGGACAGUGCUGGCUGAGGAUGGCGUCUCCUGCAUUGUGUCCCCCACCCCAGAGCCCCACCUGCCGCUCUCACUGGUCCUGUCGGUCGUGACCUCGGCCCUCGUGGCCGCCCUGGUCCUGGCUUUCUCCGGCAUCAUGAUUGUGUACCGCCGGAAGCACCAGGAGCUGCAAGCCAUGCAGAUGGAGCUUCAGAGCCCUGAGUACAAGCUGAGCAAGCUCCGCACUUCCACCAUCAUGACUGACUACAACCCCAACUACUGCUUUGCUGGCAAGACCUCCUCCAUCAGUGACCUGAAGGAGGUGCCUCGGAAAAACAUCACCCUCAUCCGGGGACUGGGCCAUGGUGCGUUUGGGGAGGUGUAUGAAGGUCAGGUGUCCGGAGUGCCCAGCGACCCGAGCCCCCUGCAAGUGGCCGUAAAGACGCUGCCUGAAGUGUGUUCUGAACAGGACGAACUGGAUUUCCUCAUGGAAGCCCUGAUUAUCAGCAAAUUCAACCACCAGAACAUCGUGCGCUGUAUUGGGGUGAGUCUGCAAGCCCUGCCCCGAUUUAUCCUGCUGGAGCUCAUGGCAGGAGGAGACCUCAAGUCCUUCCUCCGGGAGACCCGCCCUCGCCCGAACCAGCCCUCUUCCCUGGCCAUGCUGGACCUUCUGCACGUGGCUCGGGACAUCGCCUGUGGCUGUCAGUAUUUGGAGGAAAAUCACUUCAUCCACCGGUCCUUUGGAGUGCUGCUGUGGGAAAUAUUUUCUCUUGGGUACAUGCCAUACCCCAGCAAAAGCAACCAGGAAGUUCUGGAGUUCGUCACCAGCGGAGGACGGAUGGACCCACCUAAGAACUGCCCUGGGCCUGUAUACCGGAUAAUGACCCAGUGCUGGCAACAUCAGCCUGAAGAUAGGCCCAACUUUGCCAUAAUUUUGGAGAGGAUUGAAUACUGCACCCAGGACCCAGAUGUGAUCAACACGGCUUUGCCCAUAGAGUAUGGCCCACUCGUGGAAGAGGAGGAGAAGGUGCCCAUGAGGCCCCAAGACCCGGAAGGUAUUCCUCCUCUCCUCGUCUCUCCUCCACAAGCCAAACGGGAGGAAGGACAGGAUCCCGCUGCCCCGCCCCCCCUGCCUUCCACUUCCUCGGGCAAAGCCGUGAAGAAGCCCACGGCGGCGGCGCUCUCCGUUCGAGUCCCAAGAGGGCCAGCCGUGGAAGGAGGACACGUUAAUAUGGCAUUCUCCCAGUCCAACCCACCAUCAGAGCUGCACAAAGUCCAAGGAUCCAGAAACAAACCGACCAGCCUCUGGAACCCAACGUAUGGGUCAUGGUUUACAGAGAAACCCACCAAAAAGAACAAUCCUCCAGCAAAGAAGGAGCACCAGGAGAGGGGAAAUCUGGGGCGUGAGGGAAGCUGUACUGUCCCACCUAACGUGGCACCUGGCCGACUCCCGGGUGCCUCUCUGCUCCUAGAGCCAUCCUCGCUGACUGCCAACAUGAAGGAAGUGCCUCUGUUCAGGCUGCGCCACUUCCCGUGUGGAAACGUCAACUAUGGCUACCAGCAGCAGGGCUUACCAUUGGAGGCCACCUCUGGCCCCGGGACUGGUCAUUAUGAGGACACCCUUCUGAAACACCAGCCUGGGCCCUGAGCCCCCCUGGCCCUCGUUUCUCUUCCUUGGGAAGCCUGAGCCCACGGAGGAGGGCCAGGUCAUGGCUCCAGAGACCAAAUGUCACUUUUCAUUCUGUGCCAGCUUGUUUUGAAGUGCCCCAUACACAGCUCUAUUUUUCAAAAAUGCUUUAGAAAAAGGUUUUGAGCAUGGGUUCAUCUUAUUCUUUCAAAAGAAGAAAACAUCGUAGAGACAAGUGAUAACUGCAAGGCCCCGAUUGAGUUGCAGAAGAUUUUUUUGUGCAUGGUUGACAUCCACGUCCUCCUGCUCACUCACAUUGCGUGUGCUCUGCUCAACGCGGUCAGCAUUAGCUGCUCAUGUGGCUCCGAGUUGGAGUCACAGGUGUUUCCUGACCUUGCAGGUGUGGACCCGGACCACUUGAAGCGGGGAGGAAACAGAAAUAAAGGAGUUACUUUCAGGAGCCGGCAUGGGGAAAGACGCUCUUUACUGGGAAACGAGACAUCACAGACAACUAGCUGAAAUGUCCCUUUAGGUGAUGUCUGGAUGCUUCCGAUUGUGCCGAUUCGCUGAUGAUUGUAAACAUGUGAUGAAUAGUUACGGUGCGAUAGAGAAAAUGCGCAUAUACUCAUCUGAACGAAAAGCAGAUAUUCAGCGUACUCUGAGUAUGAUAAAGACACAGUCCGUCCAGAUCCAGAGAUUCAAACAUCCUGUCAAUAUACCUCAUGCCUUAAGAAAACCCUCCUACUAAAGGGGGCCUGAGUGCGAGGUUUCCUGCCGGACUGAAAGCUCGAGAUUUGAAUUCUUACUUAAUUUAAAACUUCCCACUAAUUAAAAUCAACUCUGAUCAUUUAAAAGCAAAAUUUGUAAGCAGCAGUGAUACAUCGAAGCCUAGACACAUGCCCCUUCAUGGGCCUAGGUGUCGAUACGUCCCAGGCCCAAACCUUCCAGCAGUUUCCAUCACGAAGGUUAAGCACAGGGACGUUUCCACCUGCAGUGGCAGGCGGGUCACUGGACGCCCAGGCCCUCGGUGGUCCUGAGAGGUGCAGCGUCCACCCUUCCAGUGUCCAUCUACCUUCAUCCUCCUGCAGCAUGUGAUCCCAGCGUACAUGGGAACACUGAUUUGCUCACAUAGGCACGACAUCCUUGGUAUAGCUCCCAAAUACAGAUGGAAACAGGACUCCCCCUCUGGGUGGCAAAGGAACAGCGGGGCACUGGCGUGUGGAGAUGGACAUUGCCACGUGAUAGUGGGGGCUCCGAACUUGGGUUUUCACAGAUGACAUUGAUUUCCAUGAAAACGAACUGCGAAUGGGUUAAGUUUUCCACACACGUACUUGGGCAAUAAUGCUUUAUCAGUGACCUUUCAUUUCAUUCUUUCUUUCUGCUUCUCCUCCAUUCCUUUGCUCAGCUGCUUUCCUGGUGGGGGCUGUGCCGAAACAUUGCUUUGGGAGGACAGCAUUUUUCCAUGACUUGAUAGGCUCUAAGCAUCCCCAAGUGCUUUGAGGAUCUCCACCUUCUCCCCCGCCUCCUCACUCUCCCCUAGGUCACAAGUAUCGCUGUAGAUGUGGAAAAGCCAUUCUGAUCCAGGCCAACACUAGACAAGUGUCCAUUCUGUUUGAGGCAGAUGCCUCGCCCUGGUUGGGGGUCCUGCACAUCUGUAGAAGCACUCAUACCCUGGACACCACUUUUCCUUUAUCCUAACUGCCAAAAAUAUUCUCCCCAGACCACAGAUGAUGCUGAAACAUCAACGAACUCAUCUCUAAAUAACCGUAUCAGUAAAGUUUUGGCUCAUGCCAGGUGCAAAAGUAAAUAGUCUAAUUAUAUAAUCUAAUUCAUAAACCACUAGCAGGGCCCAAGAAUGAUACAUUGAGAAGCUCUCUCCUAAAGGAUAAUGACAGAGGAGCUGACAAGAACUGAGAAGAACAAUUUCAUUUUAUAUCUGUAACACCAGUAACCAGUUAAACAGGGAGCAUGCUACAUGGUGAAAUAGCCAACUCUUUAUUGUCAUUAAUGGGGAAAAAAAUCGUAUCCCUUCCUCUUCUUAGAAACUACAAAUCCAUUACAUUUUCAGGUUGUGCCUUACUACCACUGAGUUUGAUUUGCUGAUUCUAAUUGUCUUCAUUGGUAUCAAUUUUCAUGUAAAUGAUAGUCAAGUCUUAAAAGCCUGUAUACAUGGAUAAGUAAAUAAACAACUCCACACUGA